Molecule: messenger RNA, 327 nt
Organism: Dentiscutata erythropus
Lineage: Eukaryota; Fungi; Glomeromycota; Glomeromycetes; Diversisporales; Gigasporaceae
Source: the annotation of a GenBank genome assembly
AUGGCUGAAAAGGAAAAAACUCCACUUAUUACUCCUUUUACCAUUGCUGCUAGAGAAAAAAGCAAGCAACAAAUAUCAAGUAUUAAUUCUGGAGAUUCUUCAAGCAAUAAAUCAGAACUCUGGAUUUAUUAUGUAAUAGUAAUAAUUUGCACAAUUUUAAAAGAAGGUACUCAAGCAAAUUAUAUGUUUUAUCAUUGGUGCCAAGAAGCAAGCAAACAAAAUAGCUUUACUUCUGGCUAUAAAUACUUUAAAUUGCAAUCUUUAACUCAACAUAUUGCAAAUAAAGAUUAUCAAUCUGUUGUUGCAGCUCAUUCAAUGGAAACUUAA